AUGGGAUUUCAAUACAAGAAAGUGCUCCUCAUCGGCCCAACCUCCGGAGUCGUUGCGGUAUUAGCCGAGACAUUAUUCCAGAAUGAUGUCUUCGUGAUUGGCGUUGGUCGAAGAAAAGAGCAUCUUGAGGAAUUCGUCAAUAAGCAUGACUCUUCCAACACCAAACAUCGUGACUUCGACAUCAACGAUCACCAAAGGACAGCAUUGGCCUCUACCACGACUCAGCUGGCAGUCGUCACUCUCCACAGCAGACCCAACUAUGGAGCUUCCAAAGCCGCUCUCUACCAUUCUGUGUUGGCACUAAGGCACCAAGGGAACGAAGCAGGCCAGCAAUUCAAUGUUCUAGAGGUCUAUCCGUAA
Messenger RNA from Pseudocercospora fijiensis CIRAD86, 360 nucleotides. RefSeq lists its product as uncharacterized. The coding region runs from base 1 to 360 and encodes 119 amino acids. The transcript is spliced from 2 exons. The record is from RefSeq and is a predicted model, not a curated record. Lineage: Eukaryota; Fungi; Ascomycota; Dothideomycetes; Mycosphaerellales; Mycosphaerellaceae.